Molecule: messenger RNA, 3268 nt
Organism: Syngnathoides biaculeatus (alligator pipefish)
Lineage: Eukaryota; Metazoa; Chordata; Actinopteri; Syngnathiformes; Syngnathidae
Product: UPF0450 protein C17orf58 homolog
Exons: 6
Coding region: 667-1911 (414 amino acids)
Molecular function (GO): protein binding
Source: RefSeq, a predicted model, not a curated record
UGGGUCGUUUUUAUGAGGUGUUGAUGGUGAAAUUUGGGUACAGUUCCCUUCUACGCGUUUUGUUCACGUACAACCAAACAGGCAUGCAAUUUUUUUUUCAUUUUUUUUUUUUUACAUUUUAAACAAAGUAACGUUUUAAAGCGGAAAAAGCUAAUACAGUACAGUAUUAGGCUACCAGGAAUAGUUAGAACAGAAAAUACUUUGUUAAAUUGACAAAUGUGCCACGCGUGAAAUGGUGAAAUUAAGCAACAUUGAUUCAUUUAACGUUAAAAUGGAAAGUAAAGCCGGUUAAAGGUUUUAAACAUAAGCUAAAGUAGGCCUAUGAUACAGUGCACAGUAGUUUGCCAAACAGUGUACUUUAGUACAGUAAGUACGUACAGUAUUUCUUUCUUGAAUUUGAUUGCUGCAAUUCACAAUCUUUGCCUCUCGGAGAAUAAACGUUAAUUUACGCAAUUGUUCAGCGCUGAGCUCUAGCCAUGCCAGUAGAUAUUUCGUUUGUUUUGUUUAUUUAUUUAUUUGGCGAAAGGAUUUCUCAAUUUGGGAAAUGUUAAAUAUAAGAAAAAAAAGAUGGCUAUUUUUACAACCAACGACAAACACCCCCCUAACCGUCAGAUGCCAUUGCAGACAUCAUCUGGUUAACAACGAUUUCUUUCCCCCCACUUCUUAAUGUUAAGUCUCAUGAAACUAGAACUACGGGUGCUUAUGGAAUGUGUGUAUAGGAGGUCCCGCCUUGCUGUUCGGCCCAUCCCCGUCGUGUAUAAAAGUUCGCGCAGGGUCUGGCUUAACUGCAGUACGGCGCAGGAACAUGUUAAUGAGUUUUAUCCUCCUGUUGAGAAAAGUCAGAGCAGUUUUGUGGACCCCCCACAGAGCAACCAAACCAGGCUGAUGGUGAAGGAACCAUCUCUAUCCAUCAAUGAACUUUUGGAGAAGAGCAGCACGAAUAGAGAGUCCAAAUUCUCCCUUCAUCCUUUACCGUCUGCCAUCUGGCCAAAGCACAGCGACCUGGCACCCGUCCCUCGCCACCAUGGUCCCCACAACAAGAGCAAGCGGGGCCCCAAAAGCGAGCACCUGCUGGAGCUGAGUACAGAUAAAACCAGAGGAGAAGUGGGCGGUUUGCUUCCCAAACCUUCUCUGACGGCAUCGACUGCUGCGGCCGCCGACCGCACGGCUCAGACCGGCAUCGGAACCCUUCAGCCCACUGAAGCGGAGGGCCAUCCCAACUCUAGACCGAGGAAUGCUCCUCACCCACAGCCUGCUCCGGGACCUUCUCCUCGCAGAGACCCCCUCAACAGACGUCUGGACCCAGAGGAGAAUCGUCCGGGGAAAGCGGGCCUCUUCCAUACUGGUACUGCUGCGGCACCGCCUCGGAACACCAGCCGGCCGCCUGUCAUCUUCAACCGGCGAUCCUCCAGCCUCUUGUACCAGUUUGACAUUCUCAGACGAGAGUCCGACCUCACCCAUGAUGCUUUCUGCCUGAAUGAGUGCAGGAAGGAGAAAGAUGAGAAGGAUUACUACUGCUAUACAGAGUUUGCAGUCAACGGGGUUGUCCACGACAUUGACGUGGUGCGUAAAGGGAUACGUCUCAUUACUCUGAUGGUGAGCAGCGACGGGUUCUACAAGAUGAGUCGCCUCUAUGCCACACCUGACAGCUUCUUCUUCAAAGUACGCCUUCUGGUCCUGGACACGUACAAGUGCAGUAAACCCUGUCCUGAUAUCAAACUGGGAACCAGAUACAUUGUUAUGGGCCAAAUCUACCAUCGGAGGCGUCAUCUUCCGAAUGACCUUCUGAACCUGCUUGGGGGCCAACUAAAACCAGGUGAUGGCAUUCUCAGGAGCAACAACUACGUGAAAAGGUUCAACAAACGGAAGCACCAGAAUGUCUUGGAGGCUACCCGCUCCAAGUGUCGGUGAACCCAAACACGCCCCCUACAUCUGCUUGAAAGGGAAGAAACUUUGAAUCUUACGUGAAAUGCUUCUAAAUAACCCCUGAGUAUUAUACACCGGAAGGUAAAGAGGGAGCACAAGUAGUGUUUAGCCAGCUUGCCUCUCAGUCGAGAGGUUGUGGGUUCCAAUCUCGGAUGUGGCCUUCCUGUGUGGAGUUUGAAUGGUCUCUCCAUGCAUGCAUGGAUUUUCUCAGAGUACUCCAACUUACUCCCACAUUCCAAAAACAUGCACGUUUGGCUCAUUGAAGACUCUAAAUAGACCAGUUCAAGGUGUACCCCCUGCUGGAAUUGGCUCCAGCUCAAACCUUGACCCUGAGAACAAGCCCUAUAGAAAAUGGAUGGAGGGAAGAAGGAAGACUCAAGUGAAUGCAUUCACUUUCCCAUGGACCACCAUGAUGUAGAGUGCAACAAUCCAUCUUUCUAUAACUAAAAAUAACCAACGUGCUUCUCCUUUACAGAUCAUUUUUCAACGGUUCAACAGUUUUGUACAAUGUACAGCAUUAGUUGAGGAGCCAAUCAGCCCUAAAUAACUGAUAUUUCUACAUACUUGACCUCCUUGUUUAUUCAUGUCUGGCACAUGAAUCAUCAAUUGUUUCACAUCAAAAGGGAACUCUCGGACUGAGUUCAACAUGUAAUCCACAUACGUAUUCAUAUUAGGAAGCUUCUAUAGUUAUGUAACGCUUUAAAAUUGCUAUGAACACAAAACAUGUAAUUGGGGUUAUUGGUGAGCAGGAAAUGCACUAUUGAUGUUACAAGCACUACAAAAGAAGCAUUCAAUAAAUUCACUACAAGUACCCACAUACACUACCCCCUGAUUUUAGAAAAUUGCUAAGUUUUGUUCAUUUAGUCCACAUAUUUUUAUGCCAAAUUUACAUAUACAAAUGAUGCCUUGGAUUUGGUACUUUGCUUAAGGGCACCAGGGGAGUCUGGACAUCCCUCCAUCAACCCGUCCCAAUUUCCAUGCUGUGAUGCACCACUUCAAGAUUCCCAAAUCGAUUUACUGCCCUUGUUCAAAAUAAAAGUACAGUAUUGGACUGGGGAGGCAUUAUGUUUAUUGGUUCCUGUCUGAUCCUGCUUUUCAUGAGAGGGCUGAUCAUUUGCACUGAAUAUUGCAUAUAAGUACAUAAAGUUAAUAAAAUCCAUUGUUUUGUACUCUCUGAUGGCACAAGAAAUAUGUUUUGUACCAUCUGUUUCUUACUGGGGCGGCUCCAGCCUUAUUCCAGGAGAGAAUACUGGCCCUGUGAAUGUUUUCUGCUGGUCUGCUUGGUUCCCAGGCUGUGGAAGAAGCAUCUAUCUGAGACCAGCGCUGGAGGGUUGGUGUUGUG